Molecule: messenger RNA, 1620 nt
Organism: Drosophila erecta
Lineage: Eukaryota; Metazoa; Arthropoda; Insecta; Diptera; Drosophilidae
Product: RNA-binding protein Raly-like
Exons: 1
Coding region: 21-653 (210 amino acids)
Source: RefSeq, a predicted model, not a curated record
CCACUGAUCCAUCCGACACCAUGACCGCCGCCAGUUGUCGGAGGCCCAGCAACGACAGCACCUCCCGGCUGUCGGAGCUCUCUCUUCUAUGUCGCUCACUAACCAGCCAGCAGGGCUCCCAGCGGCGUAAGAAGAGCAGGCUGUCCACCGGUGGCAGCGAGGAUCAGAAGAAAUCGAACUCGUUGCUGUCGGCGUUCCAAAUGUACUCUCCCUUUAGUUCCAAGGAGAAUCUGCAGUCCAGCGAGGAGGUUGAAGAUUUACACGUGAUUGACACACAGCCCGGACACUCCGUGGAUGUGCCACUCUUCGCAGACUUUAGCCCAAUAAAUCCGAUUAUGGAAGAGGAUUCUGAGGGCGUUGAAGGCGGCAAAACCAGUGAAGCCAGAGGCAUUAGUGAUGGCGGUGGGCAAAGGGGCAAAGGCGAUGGCGGUGGCGGUGGUGGCGGUGGGGGCAAUCGGUUAAAGAGGAACAUCAAGCACACCGGGAGCCUGAUUGUGCGCAAACUAACUGCCGGCAGGCAUCAUGAUGCGGACAAGAAGGGUGCGAUUAGGAAGAAGGAUAAGGAGCAGCAGGACGUGGCGGACACGGAUAAGGAGAAACCAAACAGCAAGCCGGAGGGCAAGGUAGCCAUGCUGCGCACCACGACCCUCUAAUGGAAUGGAACACGGGCGUGGCAUGAGCAAUACGUUUAUUUGUGGGGCAGUUUGUAUCUAUUGAAUGAGUGAAUAUGAAGGCAAUGCGGCGAAUCCCUGCUGGAAUCUCAAGAAUUAAUUAAUGUUAGCAUCUCUCCGUAGAUCGAACGUAUUGAUAUAUUACUACACAUUACAAUCAAGCAGACAAACUCCUCUAUCUAUCCACACUGACAUGCAUUAGCACCCGCAUAGAUACGCACAUAUUUACAUACGUUAUUUAUUAGGAACCUAGUUAAUGGGCCAGCAAUAUUUGUCAUCGCGCAGCAUGCUAGAUGAAACAGAAGUGAAUAUAAGGGUAACAGAAACACCACUCAAUAAAGCCGUAACAAUAAAUAUUAACAAGAAACCAAUCAACGCUCUAUAAACUGCAUUUAUGUGUCGAUAUCCAGUAAUCAAUUUGCUUGGCAAAACAAACGAUCAAAGAACACAAACUCAUAGAUAUCCGACUCGGGUUGUUUCUUCAUUAAAUCAUACUUUCAAGAAAGUCGAAUUUGGCAGCAUACAGCGAUAGUGUCGUGAUGUGAUUAGUUCACGAUAUGUCAAUCGCCAAAGUUUUCAUUCUACUCUAUUGAAAUGUGCCCAAUCGCAACGCCCAGAUCAUGUAUUGUAAUUAUUAUGCCCGUGCUCGAAUAUGUAGUUGGUACUUAUACGCGAAAUUUUUGUUAAUUUCCUUCAAUUUGAACAGUUCAUAGAACACCAAACAGACAGCAAAUGUAUGUAUACUAUUAUUAAGGAUUCAGGUUUACUAACAACACCACUCCGAAACAAGUAACAAUGCGAUGCAAUGAUGGCCAAUGUUACCUAGUUUCCACCAAGUUCACUUAGCCCCGAGGAAAGACGAGCCAGUGGUUUUUAGGGCCGUUCUACAUGCAAUUGUUGAAUGUUUCUAAAACAUACCUUAGGGAGGAGCGAUCUCAAGUGAGAUGUA